Paramormyrops kingsleyae is the source of this 2138-nucleotide messenger RNA. RefSeq names its product BTB/POZ domain-containing protein KCTD6. The record is from RefSeq and is a predicted model, not a curated record. Gene Ontology annotation, molecular function: protein binding. Lineage: Eukaryota; Metazoa; Chordata; Actinopteri; Osteoglossiformes; Mormyridae. Gene Ontology annotation, biological process: protein homooligomerization.
UCAACAUAAGAAUUUCAAUAUAUUACGCCGUAAGAAAACUACAACCGGAAGUACCUUUCUGGUGCAAUACCGAAAAACUCGGUCAGUCUGCAGUCCGCCACAUAGUCUUUCCACUUGCCCCGUAAAUAGUGUAACUCCGGGUUAGUAUCUUGUUGUCCUCAUAUUGCUACGACCCGAGAGGCGGGCGGAGUUCUUUAUUCAGCCUGUCGGCCAACUUGCUGAUCGCUGAACGUAUCCAAACCCUAUAGACUUGAAUGGCCCGACUGCCAUGCCAUAUGGACCAAAGUGCGGUAUUGUUUUCAAAGGGUGACUAAUGCAGCUGCAUAAUUCGACUAAGAAGUGAUAUUCUCAGCUGUGAACAGGCCUUCCCCAACCUGUGACGGCCCAGUGAAGCCAGCAGUGAUGCAUAUGGAUAAUGGAGACUGGGGAUGCAUGGUUAGUGGAAGAGGGGAGGCUCGCACGUACUGGAAAGCAUUAAUAUGACUGAUCCAGUUACUCUGAAUGUUGGUGGUCACCUGUACACCACCUCACUGUCCACUCUGCAGCGGUACCCUGACUCAAUGCUGGGGGCCAUGUUCCGCGGAGAUUUCCCUUCUGCUCGAGAUGCCCAUGGCAACUACUUCAUUGACCGUGACGGACCUCUCUUUCGUUAUGUCCUGAACUUUCUGCGUACAUCUGAACUCACUCUUCCCGUGGACUUCAAAGAGACAGACCUCCUACGCAAAGAGGCUGAUUUCUACCAGAUUGAGCCUCUGAUCCAGUGUCUAAAUGAUCCCAAACCUCUUCACCCACUGGACACAUUUGAGCAGGUAGUGGAGCUGUCCAGUACACGUAAACUGUCAAAGUACUCCAACCCAGUAGCAGUCAUCAUUACCCAGCUGACCAUUACCACCAAGGUACAUUCCCUUCUGGAGGGUAUUGCCAACAACUUCACCAAGUGGAAUAAGCAUAUGAUGGACACCAGGGACUGCCAGGUGUCUUUCACUUUCGGACCAUGUGACUACCACCAGGAAGUAUCUCUUAGAGUCCAUCUCAUGGACUUCAUUACUAAGCAAGGCUUUGUCAUACGGAAUACUAGGGUGCAUCACAUGAGUGAACGGGCCAAUGAGAAUACAGUGGAACAUCACUGGACAUUCUGCAGACUUGCUCGCAAGGUUGAGGAUUAAAGGACUAGGCUGACAAUAAAAUAGUACCAGUGUCUGUUGUACUGUAUUUACUGACUUUGUUAAAAAUGAAAAAGAAUUGCAUCACAUGAUUUUACAUACGGUACAACGACACACAUAGAAAUCAUUUUAGAAAUCAUUAUAGAAGUUCUUGUUUUUGUAAAGAGACCCCACAAACAUUUCAGUAGAACUUAAAUGUUACAGUAAAUGUUAAAUAUUGAAAUGGAAUUAACAGCAAUAACUUUUAUAUGGUUAUCGAAAAACUUUUUAAAAUAAAGCAGUUUUCCAUUCAGUAUGGUUUUUAUAGGCUUUUUUAAAGUCUAAAUUUUGUUUGUGGUAAUGUGUUUUGUAUUAAUUGUAUUAGUACUUGUGGCCUUGCCAUAUAUUGUGUUAUUGUGAUAAUUUAAAAAAUGACCGUGGCAAGGAAUAUAACAGAUAUAUUCCAGGACGAAGUCAAAAGUGUUUUCCUCUGAAUCACCUUUUGUGCUAUACUUGUUAGAAUAUGAGUCAUUAUGAUAUGCAGAAUAUCUUGAAGUAUGUAGGAAUUGCAGUUUAGUUAUAGUCAGGAUUGUAAAAGUGACUUUUCAUCAAUGGCAGUGGCUGUAACUUUCUGUCCCCUGUAUAGGGAAACUGUCACAUUUUUGUGAACUAAUUGCUUCCAUAUGUUCAUAAUUUCUUAUUUAGAAACAUACCAAUAAAGGAACAGUUUUUUUAUGUAAGUAUAGCUGAAUUUGCAAUUGGAUUAUGGAACAUCACAUGGCUGCAUCUCAAAAUAAAUGUGUAGAUCGAUGCAGACUUAUUGGUUCUUGUAUUAUGAACAAUAUCAAAAGUAAUACCUGGAAUUUAAAGGCUAUUUUGCCUAUGAAACAGUAUUUUAUAGGCAUCUUAAGCUAUAGUAAGUGGCACGUGUAUCGUGAAGUCUGCGAUUUGUCUGUGUUAAGUAUUUAUGUCAAUAAAAGAAGCAUUUUGUGGGUA